ACUCCAGGGGAAUUGGCAUGGUCCUGGACCCGGACACUUGCCUCAGUGGACCCUGGAGUUCAUGCUGGAUGUAUCCAUCUGCUGGCACAUCCACACUCUGCAUGCCCAUAGGGAUGUGUGCCCAUCUCUGUUCCUUCCCCCUGCCCCACACUAUACAUCCCAGGGCCGGGGUCCAGCGUGGGUGCCCCAUUUCCUGCACGUCAUGCCUGGAAGUGUGCACUGAGGAGGUAAAUUUAGCAAGGAAAACACAGGGCUGGGCCGGCUGCUUACUCCCCCCCCCCACACACACACACACCAGCAGCUGUUUUUGGGGCUGGCGUCCCGCCGGAGGAAGCGUGGGAGGCUGUUUCCCGCUGACACCUCCAUGCCUGGCCCCAGUGCCAUUGGCUGUCCAUGGCCCCGGGCAGCAGUUAAAUGCCAGGCAGCCGUGCCGGGACGGCAGCACGGGCACCACACGCUUCUACACCUCAGCUUCAGGAUGAAGACUGUGCUGCUGAUGUUGCUGCUGUGGGCUGCAGCCUGCGCCCACCCCGUGCCUGGCCAUCUCUCUGUGCCCCAAGAGCCCGAGGAUGCGGCACCAGGGGACGCGGCAAAUGAGCUGGGUCCUCUCCUGGGUGACGAAGACCAUGGGCGCCUCCAUGCCAGCGUGGGGCCAUGGGACACUGGUGAUGGGGAUGUAGCCAUUGGGAACCACGUGGAGCAAGACCUCGCUGAGCACAACGGGCUGCCCGCCUGGCCUGGGGAUGAGGAGGAUGACAGUGGGGAUGACACCUUCGAUGGGGAUAAGGAAGAAGUUGAAGGGCCUUCCUAUGGCACUGGGGACACUGGAGGACAUGGUGACAGUAGCAGCAGCAGCAGUAGUGAGAGCGCGAUGGCCCCACGCCGCCACAUCCGCUACCGUGGCGGCUCCAGGUGGGGAGGAGGCAGCAGCAGCAGCCAGGAGGAUGAUGAGGAGAGCCUUGGGCUGGGCGGUGAAGGCAUGCAGGGUGACGACCCCUCCAUCUUCGACAGCCUGGGUGGCAGGCGCCGUGGCCGGGGGACCUCCGGCAGUCCCUGGGAGGAUGAGAACAGCCACUCCCCAGAGACUGAGGACACCAACUCCGUGGAGGACAGCAAGGAGAAGAGUCAUUCACAGGAGAAUAGCGAGGCUAGCAAGUCCAGAGAGGAUGGAGACAGCCCAUCCCAGGAGGAUGGGGACAGUCCUUCCAGGGAAGAUGAGGACAGCCCGUCCCAGGAGGAUGAGGACAGCCCAUCCCAGGAGGAUGGGGACAGCCCAUCUCAGGAGGCAUCAGAUGAGGAGUCCACAGAGGACGGCUCAGAGGAGGCGGUGAACGUACCCCAGGGACGCAGCAGCAGAGAGGAGCAGGUGUCCGCAGAGGACAGAAGCGCAGUGUCUGACCUCGACACUGAAGAGGAGCAGAGCAGGUCCAAAGAGGACAGCUUGGAGACAGAGGAGGAUGUCUCCAAGCCCGACGAGGAUGCUCCAAGUGCAUCAACUGAGAGCCAGAGCUCAUCCCCAGAGGGCAGCCAGGAGGACAGUGAGGGCAAGGAGGACAAGGUGGUGAGCGAAGAGAGCUCAUCCACCGAGAGCAUCAACAGUGCAUCCCCAGAGGACGAUGAUGAUGGUGAUGAUGAUGAUGAGCACUCCCAGGAGGCUGCCAGCCGCGGGGAUGCCAGCUCACUGCGCAGUCUGAAGAACCGCAGGCGGCGGCCGGGUGCCUACGGCAGGAAGCAGGCUGCCGAGCUCGACGACGACGACUGCCAGGACGGGUACUGAUGGCACCGCUGCGUCAUUUGUUUGUGGUGGAGCUGGGUCAGCCUCUGCUUCUGUGGACAGACAGGGUGAGGGCUGGCCAUGUGGGCAGCGAGUGGUGGGGCUGGGUGUGGGGAAUCCCAAGUCCUGACCCGCAGGUGGGGACAUCCCAGUGCUCACUCCUUGCCCUGGCUGCUGGGAGCCGCACACGGCAUCAUGCCGGCACACACUGCACCAUGCUGAGGGGUGUGUAUGUAAUAUUUUGUAAGAAAUGUACAGAAAGCCUUCUAUUGUAACCUCUUCGUGUCCAUGGCACUUAUCUCUCCAUGCUGAAAUGUAUCCUGUGUAUGUCCUUAAUUCACAUUAAAACAAUCAGACCCCAGCGCUGCAGCUCUG
This is a messenger RNA of Numida meleagris (helmeted guineafowl), 2149 nucleotides long. RefSeq names its product dentin matrix acidic phosphoprotein 1 (gene DMP1). Lineage: Eukaryota; Metazoa; Chordata; Aves; Galliformes; Numididae. The transcript is spliced from 3 exons. The coding region runs from base 365 to 1777 and encodes 470 amino acids. The record is from RefSeq and is a predicted model, not a curated record.